AUGAGUGAAUCCAACGAUAAAAAUGAAUCAGAACUUCCAACUGAAGCUCUUACUCCAGUUGAAAAUGAACAAAGUGAAUUUGUGAAGCUAAAUGUCGGUGGAUUUUUAUUCCAAACAACAAUGGCUACACUCACGAAAGUCGAUUGUAUGUUCAAAGGGAUGUUUUCAGAAGGAUUCGAGGCUCAAAAGGAUCCAGAAGGUUGGAUACUUAUUGAUAGAGAUGGAAAACAUUUUGGAAAAAUUUUGGAAUUUCUACGAAACAUGGAAAUUACUUUACCAGAUAACGUUAAAGAAAUUCGGGAACUUUUAACUGAAGCUAUUUAUUAUUCAAUCAAAGCUGUGGUUCAUGAUUGCGAGAGUAAGUUAAAGAGGUUGAAAAAAGGCGCACAAAUUGUAUUUACCACAUCUAUCGAAAAUGCCCCGAUGGCCGGUUCUGUAUUUCCAUUCAAGCCUGAAGUUAGAUUGACGAUUAUUCAUCCUGGAACUUCAUCGAGUAGAUACUCAGGUCAAUCGAUUGAAAAUCUUUGUAAAAAUUAUCAACUUUUUGAUAAUUUAUGCCUUAGAUCUAAUGGCCAAAUUGGUUUGGUCAAGAGUGUUUCAAAAGAUCAACCAAUUUGCACAUGGUCUUUUCUUGGAUAUAAUGGAUCACCUCGUGAAGUCUCUUGUAUCAGAAUCGUGAACAGCUACCCCCAAGUUGAUUUUCCAGAGGGCCAAAUAUACGAAAAUGUUUUGCAAUUACUUGCAAAUGAUUAA
Panonychus citri (citrus red mite) is the source of this 753-nucleotide messenger RNA. RefSeq names its product BTB/POZ domain-containing adapter for CUL3-mediated RhoA degradation protein 3-like. The transcript is spliced from 3 exons. The record is from RefSeq and is a predicted model, not a curated record. Gene Ontology annotation, biological process: protein homooligomerization. The coding region runs from base 1 to 753 and encodes 250 amino acids. Lineage: Eukaryota; Metazoa; Arthropoda; Arachnida; Trombidiformes; Tetranychidae. Gene Ontology annotation, molecular function: protein binding.